Molecule: messenger RNA, 2425 nt
Organism: Penaeus indicus
Lineage: Eukaryota; Metazoa; Arthropoda; Malacostraca; Decapoda; Penaeidae
Gene: Pex13
Product: peroxisomal membrane protein PEX13-like
Exons: 7
Coding region: 132-1652 (506 amino acids)
Biological process (GO): protein import into peroxisome matrix, docking
Cellular component (GO): peroxisome; peroxisomal importomer complex; peroxisomal membrane
Molecular function (GO): protein binding
Source: RefSeq, a predicted model, not a curated record
ACGUAAAUUCAGCGCGUAGCCUUGGACCCUGUGGAUAGGAGGGGAUCGUCGCCUUUUGGAGAUAACAGACUCUGGGCCUCCUCCUCUGCACCAGAUGAUACAUGGAGUGAUACGUGACACAUAUUGAGAGAAUGGCGGCCCCACUGAAGCCCUGGGAGAGGAAUAUACCCGUUAACCAGAGGCAGCCAAGCUUCAACCCCGACCUGACUAAUUCAUUUGUCACAACACCUCCACACAUGGCCCAGAGUGGAGGGGGUGGAGGAGUCAGUGCCAGCAACCUCUCCUCGAAUUAUCAGCCUCCUCUCCCCCCCCGACCCACAAACUAUGGGACCAGCACUCCCGCCUAUCGAAGCUACAACUCCUUUGGCACAUAUGGAGGCUUUGGAGGUUCCCCGUACUAUGGGGGAGGAAUGGGGGCAUUUGGGGGCUAUGGCGGGUAUGGGGGAUACAACCGAUUAGGAAUGGGAGGGGAGCUGGGUCCCGAUGAAAAUGGAUUUAUACAGGCUGCCGAGGAAAGUUCGAGACAAGCCUUCCAAAGUAUAGAAAGUAUUGUUCAUGCCUUUGGCUCAGUUAGUAUGAUGCUUGAGUCCACCUACCAUGCUGUUCACAGUUCCUUCCGGGCAGUGCUUGGAGUCGCAGAGCAUUUUUCCAGAAUGAAGUCCCACUUUGCUCAGAUUUUUUCAGCAUUAGCAGUAGUCAGAACUCUGCGAUGGCUGUAUAGAAAACUUUUAUAUAUUAUAGGGCUAAGAAGUCAGGACCCCAACCUGGAGGCCAUCUGGCAUGCUGCGGGAAGUGCCCCCCAGUCUCCUGCAGGGCCCCUCACUGAAGCCGACCUCAAAGCCUCCAGGUCUUCGUGGCCAAUUGUCAUGUUUUUGGCUGUGGUUUUCGGUGGCCCAUAUCUUAUCUGGCGCCUCUUGUCCUCACUGGCGCCAACUGUCAAGUCAAAGACUAAGGCCUGGGUAACAGGGGAGGGAGAGCACUAUGCUGCUGUCGGUGCUUAUAAUUUUCAGGCUGGAAACCAAAAAGAACUUUCCUUCAGUGCUGGCCAAUAUUUGUUUUUAGCCCCCAAGAAUCAGCAGCCCAAUGUGCGGGGAUGGCUCUUAGCAUCUAACAAGAAAAACACUGGUCUAGUCCCAGCCAAUUACAUCAAGAUUUUGGGUCUGCGACAGGGGUCACCUGCAGCCAGUAACAAUGUAUCUAAACAAGAUGGUUCAGGAACAGGGAUCACAAGUAAUAGGGGCACCAGGAGUAUAACUUCUGGGAUUUCCAGUAUGCCGCAUUCAGCACUUCCUGCACUGUCCGAAGCUCAAAGCUCAUCAGAUGAAUAUCAUGUAAUAGACGUUGGGAAGUCUGAAAAGUUGAGUAUGAGUCAGCCCACCCAGCAAACUGCUCCAGUACAUGAACUGUCAACACCAACCCCUACUCAGCCUCUGGUUUCCCAAGAAAAUGAAAAAAGUGACGUACCAGGUCUACAUGACAGUGGUAAUUUUGCUCAGGGAUGCGCUAAUUAUACUGACAGUGCAGUGAAUGAGCUGCCGCAGACAGAUAUGCCAGACUGUGAUGAGGACAAAAGUGUUGAUCUGCUUCCGACCACAAGUGCGGCUGAUGAUACCAAAGAUGAUAGUCAGAAACUACUUGAAAAUAAGACUUAAUAUGAUGGGAACUGUAAUAGUAUAACAUUUUAUGGCAUUAAAUGCUAGGUAAAGUAUGGCAGGCAAACUUUACUAUAUUUACUUAUAAUCUUGAGAUGUAUUAUUAAGAUAUAAGUGACAAUAAUUGAUGUGUUUUCUUGUCUUACAACUUUUCAUUUCACAUUACUCAGUCUCUAAUUAUUACAUAAUUGGUAAGGACAGACCUGUAAUAAUGAUUUUCACAUCUUACAUGAUACUUGGUAGUAAAACCCUAGUAGAAUAAUUGUUUUCUAGUCAUCAGAUGUUAUAAAUAGCUGGUUACAUGCACACUUGUAUACAAACAUGUUGACAUAUAUGCACACAUCGAGAGAGAGAGAGAGAGAGAGAGAGACACACACACACACACACACACACACACACACACACACACACACACACACACACACACACACACACACACACACACACACACACACACACACACACACACACACACACACACACACACACACACACACUCUUAUAUAUAGAUACAGAGACAGAGAGAAAUAGAGCCAGUCACAAAGAGAUAAAGAGAUAAAUAGAGAGAUUGUGAGAGAGGGAUACAUCUAAAAUCACAUAAUUGUUAUAUUAACAAUAUCAUGGGAGACAUGUGAAAGUCUUUUGAGAUGUCUUAUUUGUAUUUAGAAAAUAUGGGAUAUGUAUAUACUAUAGGAUAUGAGGAUUUUUUUUCUGAACAAACAUCAAUGUAAACACUACAAUGCUGAAUAGAAAAAAAGAAAGAAACGUGUUUA